AUGGCACGUCUCAGGAGUUUCCGGAGCUUCGUCACCUGCAGUGGCUGUGGGCUCACCCACGUGGGUGGCUCCUCACGCAGGGCCUCUUGCUCUCUCCAGCUUCCAGUCCUCCUGAAAGGCACGUCGGAUGAUGACGUCCCAUGUCCUGGCUACUUGUUUGAAGAGAUUGCUAACAUCUCCCACGAGUCCCUGGGGAGCAGCCAGUGCCUCCUGGAGUACCUCCUGAGGCGCUUGCAGAGCAGCUCGGGCCACGUGAAGCUCAAGGUACUGAAGAUCUUGCUCUACCUGUGCAGCCAUGGCUCCUCGUCCUUCCGGGGCAUCCUGAAGCGCAACUCUGCCUUCAUCCAGGAGGCCACCGUCUUCACUGGGCCCCCCGACCCUCUUCACGGGAACAGCUUGUACCAGAAGGUCCGGCUGGCCGCCCAGGACUUGGACAGCGCCCUGUUCUCAGAUGCGGUGUCACCACUGUCUGCCCCCCGAGUCCCCAGGCUGCUGCCUCCCACUGGCAUGGGCUCCCAGCCCCGGCCCCACAGCACCCUCCAGGGCUUCGGCUACAGCCAUGAGAGGGGCCGUACAGGCUCUGUGGGGGAAGCCUUCCUCUCCACGAUCCAGAAGGCUGCAGAGGUGGUGGCUAACGCCAUGCGUCCUGGGCAUGAGCAGCCUGGUGCGCAGAGGUCCACGCUGGGGGAUGACACCUACCAACCCGCUGUGACACCAUCAGCCAGCCACAGCCACCCCUCCCCUGGGAGGCUGCUCCCAGGGGCCAGCCCAGGCACUCGAGCUGUGAGACACCAGCCAGGGCAGCCUGGGGGCGGCUGGGAGGAGCCAGACAGCAGCCCCAGCUCCCGAGGGUCUUCCCAGGAGAAUGGUAGCCAGAGCAGGGCCUCUGACUCUGGUAGCGGCUGUGUCAGUGAUGGCUGUUCAAGGGUGGGCCGGGAGCCUGGCGAGCUGGCGGAGAGGGUUGAGGCUGUGGCCCUGAGCGACUGCCAGCAGGAGGCGAGCCUGGUGAGGGCUGUGAUGCAGGGAUCACGUGCCUUCCUGAGCCAUGAGGAGAUCCAGCACUUCCUCAAGGAGUGUGGGCGGCUCAACUGCGAGGCCGUGCUGGAGCUGCUGACCCGCCACCUGGCUGGGGCCCAAGAGUGUGAGCAGAUGAGAGCCCUGUGUGCCCUGUCCGCCAUCGGUGGCGCUGACCUGCUAUCCCAGGAUCACGUGCUCUUCCUGGCCCGGCCACGGCUGCAAGAACUCAGUGUGGGCAGCCCCGGGCCUGUGACCAACAAGGCCACCAAGAUCCUGAGGCACUUUGAAGCUUCCUGCCGGCACCAACCCUCUCCACGGAGGCUCCCGGCCGAGCCCAGCCCCACAGUGCCUGUGCAUGCCCAGGCUUGCCCUCCCGACCUGCUGACUGACGCCUCACCUUUUCCGGAUAGCCAGCCAUCCCUGCAGCCUCUGAGUCCAUCCCUGUGCCUGCCUGAGGGUACUGCUCUUCCAGGGGAGCUACAGCCCAGCCCUGUGCCCACCCCAGCCACCAGGGACACACGUGCAGGCUGGGAGAGUUCCAGGGACGCUGAGAUGGGCCCGGCAGGUUCCCAGGAGCCAAGGGUCAGGUCUGACACCCUGGACGGAGGCCCAGAGCCUAACUCAGGCCCUGGAGGCUGCCUGUGGGCUCCAGUGGCCAACGGCAGCAAUUCCUUGUUCGCGGGCAUGGAGUUAGUAGCCUGUCCCCGCCUGGUGAAGGCUAGGGCUUCAGCCAGGGAGCCCCUCCUGCCGACCUCAGCUCCUGAGGCCCCGCGGACAUUGGCCCCCACAGUAGCAGCCCAGGCUUCUCCCACCUCACAGCUGUCGGCCUUUGCAUUCUUGAACACGUGAUGUUGUCUGUCCUGACCGCCCACCCCUGGGAUCUCCUGUCCCAGGCUCGCCUGUGUGCACCGAGGAGCAGUCCCCUUUGGUGACGGCCCAUCCUUUGACCUCCUGCCGCCCCCCCCCCAACCCCAGUGCCCCCUACAGAGCAAGCACUGUCCUGAGCAGAAUGGGAAUGGGAACAUCACCAAUAAAACCCUAGAUGGUGCCCUUGUGCCGCUGCAAACCACCCGGAGCUGGAUGGGCACAGAAGAGGAGGGGUGGUAUGGCUUCUCCCAGGGGGGCUGUGCAUCCUGACAGCCCUGCAGGGGCACACCACGACGCUGUGCUAUCUCAAGGCAGGCAGUGUGAGCUGAUGUGGGUGUCACACUGUCCCCCGGCCCCACCUGGGGACACCGCUAGUCUCUUCUACAUAUGGUGCGUCCUUGGUACCUCCCAUCCCAGAGCACGGGAGAAGGGAGGUACUGGCAGCCGCUGCAUGUAGGGGGCCGUCGUCCGUCCAUGUAGGAGGGUGGGACAGGGUGCUGUGGCAGCACAGACUCAGAGUGGGCUAGGCCCAGCUGUCCUGGGGCCACCUCCCCAGUCCUUGAGGCCCCACCCUGUCUCUCACUGGCUAGGACCCAGCAUCUCCAUGUGGGCCGGGGCUGGAUAAGGGCAAAGCGUGGGCCAUUAGCUCAGUUCCAGGUGAUGUGAAAUGAAACAAGACCCCAGGGCUGCCUCCGUCUCCCCCAUCUCCUUACCUUCAGCUGGCUGCUUGGGUAUGCAGUCCUGCGAUGGUGGGGGAUGGGUGGCAGACAUCAGACAGCUGACCUCUGUCAGCCCCCCUGUUGUCACUGAGGGGCCCCUGCAGCCAUGCCUGCAGAGAAACAUUUCUGGUGUGGCUUUGGAAGCAGUUUCUUUGUUCUUCCUUCGAGUGGUGAUUUCUGAGCUAAAAUCCCUUUCCCUGCAGGGAGGUCAUCACCAGCCACAGAUCCCCACUUCUGGUUCUGUCAGUGGUGGGGUGGGGUGGGUGCUGGGAGGCAGGUUUUGUGCACCGGGGCUGAGGAGUCUGGCCUGUGGCCAUUACAUAUGUCAAUCCCUGUUAGAGCCAUUUCCACUCACUGGGGCAUGACGGCUCUCCAGGGUCACAGGGACGGGCCUUGAAAGACGUGUCCAGCCCAUCUCAGAAACACCUGAGGAGGCCUCUGGGAUCAGCACUUUGCAAAUAAACACUGUUGUUUACACAACGAGAA
Molecule: messenger RNA, 3089 nt
Organism: Loxodonta africana (African savanna elephant)
Lineage: Eukaryota; Metazoa; Chordata; Mammalia; Proboscidea; Elephantidae
Gene: TEPSIN
Product: TEPSIN adaptor related protein complex 4 accessory protein
Exons: 12
Coding region: 1-1866 (621 amino acids)
Cellular component (GO): trans-Golgi network membrane
Source: RefSeq, a predicted model, not a curated record